Soboliphyme baturini is the source of this 861-nucleotide messenger RNA. Lineage: Eukaryota; Metazoa; Nematoda; Enoplea; Dioctophymatida; Soboliphymatidae. The record is from the annotation of a GenBank genome assembly.
AUGAAAACGUGCUCAUCGUUGAGUUUCGCUGACGCAGACACGGACCGUGGCAGCGACGACAGCAACAGCGUUUCCAUAGUGAUCAAGUUGCCGCAGAAACAGGUAAGGCGCUUGCUCGGUUCCGAUCUGAGCGAUGGGUCUGGCGGUUCCGAGUGUGUGUCGGCUAGGUCCACGGAACACAACAGCGCCGACAGCACAUCGGCAUACAAUAAAGACGAGCAUGACGAAAAUGACCAGCACCAGGAUCGCGACCAGUCAGUGUCCGUCUGUGUCAGCAGGAAGGCGUCUAACCGCCAGCAGAACCGAAUCAUCGACGCGACCGGCAUCAAGGACAAGUGCGACAUCAUAUGUACGAUAGGUAGGGCGUUGCAGCACAAACAGCUGCUGGGUCACUUGCCACGAUGUACGGUUGCUGUUUCAGGUACAGGCAGCUUUGGGCGUGUCUACCUUGUGCGUGAAAAGCAGAGUGACCAGUACUGCGCUCUCAAGGUCAUGUCUAUCCGCGAGAUGUUUCGCCUGAAACAGGUGGAACACGUGUUUUGCGAAAAGGAAGUGCUCUUGAGCAUCACCCACCCGUUUGUGGUCAACCUCUGUUGGAACUUUGCCGACAGAAAGUGUCUGUACAUGCUGUUUGAGUACGCCGCCGGCGGAGAGCUCUUCUCGCAUAUAAAGUGCGCCGGCUGUUUUAGCAAUGCGACGGCUCAGUUUUAUGCCGCCGAAAUCGUCUUAGUCAUUGACUACCUGCACAGCCGCAAUAUAGCUCAUCGCGACAUCAAGCCGGAAAACAUUCUACUCGACCGCCGGGGCCACAUAAAGCUGACCGACUUCGGAUUUGCUAAGGUCAUUAAUAACGAAGAGUAA